AGCGCCGACUGCAGGGUCACCGCGCCCAUCUCGUCGUUCGAUGGCCGCACCAGCGUCCUAGUACGGAGAGCAAACGUGUUAAUCUUUGCAAAGUGGACAGAGUAGCCCGCCUGAUUAAUGAAGGAAACUAGUUUGUUCGUUUGUUUGUUUUAGUCGGUCGUUUUGGACCGUCGGCGCAGUCCUCGGCUCACGGUUGGUGGGUGUGAUCCCCCCCCCCCUCUCACCCUCCCCUUCUCGCCUGGUUGUCAAGCUCCCCAGCCGUAGCCUGCGUUCGGGAAGGGCUGCUCCACGGAAAACUACGCUAGCUGGGUCGGCUAGUUAGUAAGCUAGCGUUGUGGUGUUCGUUGAUGCGUGAAUCGAAGGAAUACAGCGAUUUGUUUUUCAGUCAAUGCCAAAACCCAAACACAGACGUAAAGUGAAUCAGAUCAAAAGUACCCUGGUUGUUGGAGUAAGGUUAUAAAUAAGGCGGAUUACAAUGAGUGAACUGGAACAGUUGCGCCAAGAGGCAGAGCAACUCAAAAAUCAGAUCAGAGAUGCUAGGAAAGCUUGUGCAGAUGCCACGCUAUCGCAGAUCACAGCUAAUAUUGACCCUGUCGGGCGAAUUCAGAUGCGUACACGACGAACACUGCGGGGUCAUUUGGCUAAAAUCUAUGCCAUGCACUGGGGUUCAGACUCGAGACUCCUGGUCAGCGCCUCUCAAGAUGGGAAGCUCAUUAUUUGGGACAGUUAUACCACAAACAAGGUUCAUGCCAUUCCUCUUCGAUCCUCCUGGGUCAUGACUUGUGCAUAUGCCCCAUCAGGAAAUUAUGUUGCCUGUGGUGGCUUAGACAACAUCUGUUCCAUUUACAACCUGAAAACACGUGAGGGCAAUGUACGCGUGAGCCGUGAACUGGCCGGACAUACAGGAUACCUUUCCUGCUGUCGUUUCCUUGAUGACAACCAGAUUGUUACAAGCUCUGGAGAUACCACUUGUGCACUUUGGGACAUUGAAACAGGGCAGCAGACAACUACAUUUGCGGGACACACAGGGGAUGUCAUGAGUCUUUCUCUGGCUCCGGACUCCCGAUUAUUCGUCUCUGGUGCUUGCGACGCCUCUGCUAAACUCUGGGACAUCCGGGAGGGCAUGUGCAGACAGACGUUCACUGGUCACGAGUCUGACAUCAAUGCCAUCUGUUACUUCCCUAAUGGCAAUGCCUUUGCCACGGGCUCUGAUGAUGCUACCUGCAGACUGUUUGAUCUGCGUGCUGAUCAGGAAUUAAUGAUCUACUCCCACGACAACAUCAUAUGUGGCAUCACCUCAGUUGCAUUCUCAAAGAGCGGACGUCUGCUCCUGGCUGGAUACGACGACUUCAACUGUAAUGUGUGGGACACACUAAAAGCAGACCGUGCAGGUGUGUUGGCUGGACAUGACAACCGUGUUAGCUGCCUGGGAGUUACUGAUGACGGUAUGGCAGUUGCAACAGGAUCCUGGGACAGUUUUCUGAAGAUCUGGAAUUGAAGCCUGAAGGUUUUAUUUUAGUUUAGUUUUUUUUGUUUAGUUUCUUUUUCUUUUUUCUUUUUUUUUGUGUGUAAAUUUUUAAUUUUUGUUUGUGUUUGGUAAGCCCCUAGAAUCCAAACUAUAGAGGGUAAGCACACAGCGACACAGUCUGCCAGUGCCGUAUUGGCUGGAAGCGUUCCGGAGAGUUGAAUGGGACUGAUGGAAGAUGGGUAAUUCCUGCUAAACUGCAGGAUGUUCUCAUAAAAAGCUAGUGUUUCACUGGAUACCUGGGGGAGUAUGGAGUCUUGACUAACGCUUCGCUCUUUAACAACAAUUAAAUUUUUUACCUCUUAGCUGUUCAACUACCCUAUAGCUAACCAGCCAAUACAGCAAGCUGACACGAGGACAGCAUUUUAAUUGCACCCCUAAUCAGCUUAUUCAAAGCUGGCAGCACAAACCGCAUCUUUACUUUUAGGAUUCUUUUGUGUUCAAUGAAAGUUACAUCGGGCAAACUAAACAUAUCGGUUUCUUUUAAUCCUAAAGUUGUUUGUUUGUUUCCCAGAUGUUCUUUUAACUCCAAAGUUGACUGGAAGACCAUAACUUGAGAAUGUUCACAGCAUCUUCUUCAACACUGUUAAAACUGACUUGGACACCACAAAAACGAAGGGAAACCAAUGCCUUUCCUACACAAAGAAGAGCACAAUUGUUUUAUCACCUAGUUAAAAAAAGGAUCUCCUGUGGUAUCAAAUCAGAAACUUGUGCAUUCCUUCUUGGACCAUUUUAUGUUACCUUGAAAGAGAAAACAACACUAUUCAUCCCAUGCAAAUGUGUGCGUCUUGAAAGCAAAUGUUGGAGUGUAAUUGUACAAAUUAUUUAACUUUUUUGUUUUCUUUUUUUUUUUUUUUUUUUUAAGAUUUCUAUUCUGAUGGUUUGUUAUUCUUGAUGGCUUUAUUUUUGUCAUAUUCCUUCAGUGGUUUUAGAUAUGUUUGAAUUACAGCUAGUCUUUCUAUUCCAGGUGAAAAUCAUAUAAAAUGCAUAAGGAAAACAUGUAAAGCUUGGAUCAUAUUACACGGCUUUCAAAAUGUCCAUAAUGUAUUUAUAUUCUAGCUUUUUUUUGUUUGUUUCAUCACAGCUUUUUGCACAUAAGCUUUGCCUUUCAACUAUUGCUAUGUUAACUAACCAAGCACCUGAUAUAAAUUUUGAAUGCUCAUUCCAGUACAAAAAAAAAAAAAAAAAAAGAGUUGCAAGCAAAUAAUGCAGAUAAUUUAAACCUUGACCAUGCUUGGGUAGGAUCACGUGUCAAAAUCUGAGGCCUAUUUGAAAUGUUUGAAAGGAUUUUCUAUUCCAAUUCCACAUCGAAACACCUCGUCUGACUAAAUAGACACUUGCUUUUGCUUGGGACUGCAGUCGCAACUGAAUGAAAUGUACAAAUCAAUGUCUGAAAAUAAUGGUCUAUUUUAAGUUAUGACAUUUAAUUUUGUCUGCCAUGAGGUUCAUUUUGUUGUGCAUGCUGUAGACCUGCUUUCAGUGGUGCAAAUUCUUUUUUUUUUUUUUUUUUUUGUUACCUGAAGUGGAGAAUUGGUUGUGAAGAGGCCCUUUGUCCAGACUCUGCAACUAAUACUGGUAACGCUAUGCACCAGAAUGAGCAAAAAUGGCGGAAGAAACAUUGAUUGCAUACUUAGUGUAAAUUACGCUUACCAGUUCUAUUAAUGCCAUUUUUGUAAUAAUUAUGCCAAUACCUGUUUGAAUUCUGUCUUUGACAAGUACUUUUCUCUCCUUUUAAAUCCUCACUCUCAAUAGAACAAAAUGUCCUCACAUUGUCUAUACUAAAACUUUUGUACAUUUUUAUUUCUUGGUCUUAAAUCGAAAAUUUGGAAAAUCCGAAUGACAACAAUUCACUGUAUACAGAAGCACUUUUGUUAAAGUUGUGACAUGUUUUCACUUUUCUUUUUCUCUGCAAUGAUGUACAAUAAAUGUGAUGUAUUUGUGUAUGGCCACAAGUGAAAAUGCAAUUCAGCCGAGAUGGAUUUCCUUUUUCUAUUUCCAUUAAUAUUAUAGAGCUCUGCACCCUUAUGUACCUUUUCACUUUUUUUUGUAUUUCAUUUCUGUCCGUUGGUGUUCCCUGGUGAGCUGGAUGCAAGAUAGAUACUGUACUAAAUUGUACUGUUAUUGAUUGAAAAUGUAAUAAAAAGCUGUUUGAGAUCUA
Oryzias latipes (Japanese medaka) is the source of this 3683-nucleotide messenger RNA. RefSeq names its product guanine nucleotide binding protein (G protein), beta polypeptide 1b (gene gnb1b). Gene Ontology annotation, biological process: signal transduction. The record is from RefSeq and is a predicted model, not a curated record. NCBI's taxonomy places the organism in Eukaryota, Metazoa, Chordata, Actinopteri, Beloniformes, Adrianichthyidae. Gene Ontology annotation, molecular function: protein binding.